Molecule: messenger RNA, 3032 nt
Organism: Acyrthosiphon pisum (pea aphid)
Lineage: Eukaryota; Metazoa; Arthropoda; Insecta; Hemiptera; Aphididae
Gene: Ankle2
Product: ankyrin repeat and LEM domain-containing protein 2
Exons: 12
Coding region: 361-2523 (720 amino acids)
Biological process (GO): negative regulation of phosphorylation
Cellular component (GO): endoplasmic reticulum
Molecular function (GO): protein phosphatase 2A binding
Source: RefSeq, a predicted model, not a curated record
AUCAAUAACGGUACUCGACGUUCGGACAAUAACAAAAUAUAAAACCAACUGGCAGUUACCAAGUACCAAGAGGACUCGGGACCGAAAAUAAAAUAUAAAAAUACGUUUUGGUAAUUUGUGACAAACCCGAUUGCCGUUUUAUUCUUGGAUUAUUUUACCGUACAAAAAGUGUAAAAUGUUGUUCCUCUUUGAAUCUUUCACUAAUUAUCCCAUUCAUCUCAUGAUGGCGUCUAUAAUUCUCGUCUAGUGCAUCAAAGUCCAACUUUUACUAGUGUGUUAAUCACAGUGUAGUUGAAGAUACGGUUCAAUUUUAAUAUAUUUUUGUACUUUGGUGUGUCCAAAUCUCUGAGGAGAGAUCCCAUGGAUUCGAGUAAUGCUGCGAAUGUAUCAGAUGACGAAGAAUCGUUUUAUGGCGUUUUUGUGGAAUCUGACGUUGACAACAGCAGCACUCCUAGAGUGUUCACUAAUUUUCAAGAAACACUUUCUGCAGUCAAAUCCAACAAAACCUCCAGAUUCAAGCUGUUCAGAUCAGCAACUGAAGCUGAACGAUUUAGCGUUUUUGGGCAAGAAUUACCAAUAAAACAGAUAGAAAAAAGUACACCUAAUGUAUCUACUAGUUUUACUUUUAAAUCUCUAAAAUCUGAAGAACUGGUUGCAUUUCGUCGUCUAAUUGAAAGCGGAGAAUUAGAUAAGGUGAAACUGGCUGUGAAUUCAAAUCCGAGGUUUCUUGUUAGCAGUGGUGAUACACCUUCAAUAAUUCAAGAAGGAUGUCGGUAUAAUGCUAUGCAUGUAGCAGCUCGAUUUAACCAACCACAAAUUGUUCAUUUUAUAAUGGAGUGUGUUACUAGUUCAGAAUUCAUUAAAAGUUUAUAUGGUACAGAAGAGUCAUAUCUAUCACGGAGUGAAAUCAUCACAGAUUUGUACUUAAACACACCUGAUAAAGCGGCAAAUGAUACUCCUCUACAUAUCGCCUCAAAAUUUGGCCAUGUAGAUGUAGUAAGAGAGCUUAUUUCAUAUGAUAAGUGUAUACUAACAUCUCUAAAUAAAUAUCUCCAAACUCCUAAAGACGUUAUAUGCUCGAGAAGCAACAAGGAAAUGUAUAAUGAUAUAUUACAUUUAAUAGAAAAUGGAUUUUUUGUACCAAUGUGGAAAUCUGAUGAUGAUUGUGCUCAACCGACAAUUGGCAAACCAUUUUCACCUAAAUCCUCAACAAUAAUUCCACCAUUACAGAAUGACAAUCUUAAAUCAUUAAAUCCUAUACUUGAAAUAAGAGCUGUUGCCGGACCAAUGAAUGAAUCACAAGCCCUAAAGUUUUGGAAGGAUUGGAAAUCACCAGUGCGAAAAACAUUAUUAUCUCCUUCACCAAAAAAGUCUCCAUUAAGCCCAAAACAAAAUGAGUUUAAAAAUAAAAGUAUUGAAAAAACAGGAAGAAAUUUAGCUGAAAAAGAGAAAGUUGGUUGGGCUGAAUAUUGGCCCUUCCUUGAUAAAAUAGUUGAUCUUAAAUCAAAUAGAGGCUUAGAUCUACUUGAAAAAUACUUGAGACAAAGAUUUAGUAUGAAAGAACAAGAUUAUCCUGUAGUAGCACCACCACGAGUUGCUUUGCUAAGUCCUAUGGGUGAAUUGUGUAAAGCGUUGGAGUCUAUGAGAAUUGGAGCUAAUCUAAAUAGACGAAGUCCUCGAGAAAAUACUGUUGUAUCUUAUACUUGUGUUGUAAAAUCUUGUAAAGUUUUAGCAGAACGUUUAUCAAAUGUAAUUAUAUCGGAAUAUAAAAAUAUGCUAGGCAUUGAAUCAUUAGCUAUUCGGUUAUGUCAUGAAGUUAGACAUUUAAUGGCUUUGGAAGAUAGCUUUUACUCUGAUAGUCGUUUCGAUUCAAAGGUUAAAGGAAGAAUUCAUGGAAGAGUAGCUGAGCAUCUUUGUCAGUUGUUAAUUAAUAGUUUGGAACUUGUCAGCAAUGUUUCUUUAAUAGUUACAAAACUCCAAAAGUAUUAUGCAUGUCAUGCAAUUGGGAGUCGCAGUGAAAUCACGGGAGCUUGUUUAGUAACUCAGAUACAUACGAUUCUAACUGAAAAGUCUUCUAUUAUACACAAUAUGCAAUCUGAUGACGAUGAUGAACUUAGUUGUAAGCAAUGGUUUUCAACUGCUCUUCCUUGUUUGUGUAAUAUUGAAACUAAAAGGUUAAAACCAAAACAAUUAUUUUGUGAUAAUGGACCAGUUAAAAGACAAGAUGAGAAUGGAGAAUCAAAAAAUAUGAAUGGUUAUGACUCAGAUGAUGAUGUUUUUUCGAGUGCCCCUACGAGUCCAUGUAGUGAAUAUUCUUCGUCAGAUGAAUCUGACGCAUCAAAUAUUUUUCAUAACGCCGAACGUGAUUUUUCUUACCUAUUAUUUUCAAGAGAUGUACCAAUAGUUCAUGAUUAUGAAAUAUUUGAUGCCAUUAAUGGUAUACAUGUAGACUCCAACAAAUAUCCAUGGCUCUAUAGGUGGUUGUAUUCAAUGAAUGACUACAAUAAUUUAAACAAUCUGUGAUAAAAAAAAUUAAUGGUAAUUUUUGAUGGUGUUGCUCAUGAAGUCAUGAAACUAAUUAUGCUACAAUUAUACUUAUGGGAUUAAAUUAUAUUAUACAUUUUAACGUAUUAUAGUAUAAUCAAAUAGAAAUCGGAUAUUACAAAAUAGAAAUGUUUUUGACACAAAUCAUUUUCAUGAUUCAUGAAGUAUUUAAUAUUUUGUUAUGUUUAUUAGUUCAGGCAAUUUACAUUUUUUAUUAGUCACUUAAAAUCUUUUUAUAUAUUAUUUAUAUUUAUAUAUGUUUCGAUUGAAUUGAAGAACUGAAAUCAAACAAUAAUAGUUAUUUAAGUAAAUUGUUACCGUAAGACUUAAUUUACAAUAAUACAAUUAUUUUUAUUGUAAACUCUGGAGCUGAUAAUUAAUACAAAUUACAAUAUUCAAUUUUUUUUUGUUUUAAAUACAGCUUAUUGAAUUGUUUAGUUAUCUUUUAAAAAUAAUUAAAUGUCGUUGAGUGAUUUAACAAAGAAAAA